This is a messenger RNA of Thalassophryne amazonica, 4851 nucleotides long. It is a transcript of the gene stk10, whose product is annotated as serine/threonine kinase 10. The record is from RefSeq and is a predicted model, not a curated record. Lineage: Eukaryota; Metazoa; Chordata; Actinopteri; Batrachoidiformes; Batrachoididae. Gene Ontology annotation, biological process: protein phosphorylation. Gene Ontology annotation, molecular function: protein serine/threonine kinase activity; ATP binding.
CAUCAGCGGCAGGUGGGAGCUGCACUUUGUCCUUUGGUAUUAUGAGAACUUGUAGCCUCAUGUGCUGCAAUUUUGCGGACUGACGUGGACGGAGAACAGUAACGCUGACUUAAUUUUUUUUAUUUAUAUAUUUUAAGAGCGUAACCUAAUCAAGUGUUUUGAUGACUUUUGCGCGUCCUGCGACUUUUGUGGCAUUGUGAGGAUGGCAUUCGCUAAAUUUAGCAAAAUCCUUCGCCUGUCACACCUUGAUAUAAAGAAGAGGUUGAAGCAGUAUGAACAUGUUCGCCGGGACGUUAACCCCAAUGAUUUAUGGGAGAUUGUUGGCGAGCUGGGUGACGGCGCGUUUGGAAAGGUCUACAAGGCCAAAAACAGAGAGUCAGGAGCUUUGGCUGCUGCUAAAGUGAUCGAGACAAAGUCUGAGGAGGAGUUGGAGGACUACAUGGUUGAAAUUGACAUUCUGGCCAAAUGUGAUCACCGCUAUAUUGUCAAACUGCUUGACGCAUUCUACCAUGACAACAAACUCUGGAUCAUGAUUGAGUUCUGCCCUGGAGGUGCUGUGGAUGCCACGAUGCUUGAGUUGGACCGUGGACUGACAGAGCCACAGAUUAGGGUGGUUUGUCGCCAGAUGUUGGAGGCUCUGGAUUACCUUCAUGGCAUGAAGAUCAUUCACAGAGACCUGAAGGCUGGUAACAUUCUCCUCAUGCUGGAUGGAGACAUCAAAGUGGCUGAUUUUGGAGUAUCUGCAAAAAACACCAAAACCUUGCAAAGAAGAGAUUCUUUCAUUGGGACACCAUACUGGAUGGCUCCAGAGGUGGUAAUGUGUGAGACCAUGAAGGAUGCUCCGUAUGACUACAAAGCUGAUAUCUGGUCUCUGGGAAUCACCCUGAUCGAACUGGCUCAGAUCGAACCACCACACCAUGAGCUCAACCCCAUGAGGGUCCUGCUGAAGAUCGCCAAGUCGGACCCUCCCACCCUGGACCAGCCCAAGAAAUGGUCACCAGAGUUUAAUGACUUCCUGAAGAGAGCGCUGGAUAAAAAUCAAGAAACCCGGCCAAGCGCGGCACAGCUCCUAGAGCACCCUUUUGUGCGGUCAGUAAUGUCGAACCGUCCACUGCUGGAACUAGUAGCUGAGGCCAAAGCUGAGGUCAUGGAUGAAAUCGAGGACAUCAGAGAGGAAGGAGACGAUGAUGAUGCCAUGGAGCUCACUGUGCCCCCCCAGACCUGUUUGGAAGGAGACCAAGCUUCUGACAGCCCAACCCCAUCACCCUCCCCGUCUACACCAGUACCUGUCCCUGAGAAGGACAUAAAGACAGACACCCAAGUAGAGGAGCAGCUGGGACCUACUGUGGUGGUCCCUGUUCCCCUACCCAGGCACAAUCUGCCCCACACAGAUCAGGUAGAGCUGACUGACAAACUACCCAAUGAGGGCCUCCUCGAGUCGGAGAAAUGUGAGAGCGAGGUUUCAACCAAAACCUCCAGCACUGACUCUGGGAUUGAAGAUGGGAAGAGUACUCCCACAUCUGAGGAGGAAAAGGUUGCUGUAGAGAGCCCAGAUGCAGAACAGCCACCGCAUCCACCCAAAUGUGAGGCACAUAAUGAAACAGCUGACAUCGGAGAUCGGCCAACAGAUCCAGAAGUGCCCAAGAUCCUUUCGACUGAGAACAAAACUAUCAGUAACAAAGACCAGCCAACCCCAAGCCCUGGUCCUGCUGGCACUCUUACACCCAGCCCCUCCUCUCCUACACCUGGGCCCCCCUCUCCUCCACCCAGGCCAUCCUCUCCUCUGCCCAUGCCCUCCUCUGCUCCGUCCACACCCUCCUCCACUACACCCACAUCUUCUCCUGCUAUGAACCCUUUGCCUCUACCUCGUUCUGUGCUUAAUGGUGCCAUGACAAAGGAUGCUUCAGAGCAGACAUCAGCAAGAGAAAGCAUGGAGGGCACAUCUCCUUACAUCAAUGGAGGGAUCAUCAACAGCCGGGUCUUCUCUUCAGGCAGCAUGGCGUCGGACAGCAUGGACAUGUCCCUUGGUAAAGAAAGCUUGUCAUUGUAUUCACGGGCUUUCUCCAGUAAGACGCUGAAACGAACCAGGAAGUUCGUUAUUGAUGGCGUUGAGGUGAGUGUGACCACGUCCAAGAUCAUCAGGGAUGAUGAAAAGAAAGAUGAGGAGAUGAGAUUCCUGAGGCGUCAGGAGCUGCGUGAGCUGCGUUUUUUGCAGAAAGAAGAGCAUCGAGCCAUGGCUGCUCUCACCAGCAAACUGGAAUCUCAGAAAGAACAAAUGCAACGCCGCUUCGACCAGGAGAUACACGCCAAGAAGAAGCACUAUGACACAGAGAUAGAGACCCUGGAGAAACAUCAGAAGCAGACAAUUGAGAAAAUGGAAACAGAUCAUCAAAUUAAACUCAAAGAGGAGACCAAACGCAUCAAAGCACAGCAGGAGCGCAACUACGAGAAGUUCCAGGAUCAGCAGAAACGCCACAAAAAGGAGAUCAAGCAAAAUGCCGAUAAGCUCCCCAGAGCUCAGCGUAAAGAGUCGUUGAAGCAUAUGAUGCAUAACUUUCAACAAAUGAAGCUCAAAGACGAUGAGGCAUUCUUGGCAGCUCAGAAUAAGGAACUCGAAAAUGCUCAGAAGCAAAUAAUCAUGAACAACAAGAGGCAGAUUGCAGAUAUGGAGAGGGAGUGUCUCAGCAAGAAGCACCAACUGAUCAGAGAGAGUGAAGCUACAAUUUGGGACAUGGAGGAGAAGAACCUUUAUGAGAAACAUCAGCUACUGAAGCAGCAGCUGAAGGAUCGGUACUUCCUCCAGAGACACCAACUUCUGAAAAAGCACGAGAAGGAGCAGGAACAGAUGCAGUGCUACAAUCAGCGCAUGAUCGAGAUUCUUAAAAGUCGGCAGCAGCAGGAGAAGGCGAGGCUACCUAAAGUCCAACGUAAUGAGGCCAAGGCCCGCUUGGCCAUGUUCAAGAAGAGCCUCCGCAUCAACUCAACAGGACUCAGUGCGUCUGAGGAGAGAGAGAAAAUCAAACAGUUUAACCAACAGGAAGAGAAGAAACAAAAGGCCGAGAAGCUGCAUCAGCAGCAGAAACACGAGAACCAGAUGAGAGAGCUGAUUGGUCAGUGUGACAGCAACAUGAGAGAGCUGCUGCAGCUACAGAAUGAAAAAUGCCAUUUGCUGGUUGAAAAUGAGACUCAGAAGCUCAAGUAUUUGGAUGAGCAACACAACGUGGAGAUGAAGGAGUGGAGGGAUCAGCUAAAACCCAGAAAGAGGGCCCUUGAAGAGUCGUUGUCCACGAAGAAACGGGAGCAGGACGAUUUCUUCCAUAUGAGUUCUGACAGCCCAAACCCCAGUUCUCCCAACAAAGUCUCCAGGUUUAUGCCUUACCGACAUGCUUCCAACACAUAAAAACAGCGGCUGUGACUUUUCACUUUUCUCCCGGCCAUCGUUUGCACCUGCAUCACCCGAAGGCGUUCCGAUUGCCUGCAGUCUUACCUUUUAUUUGCUUUACCAAUAAUUGUAUAUUUCCCUUCAUUUAAGUUGAUUUAAAGUUUUAAUGAAUAUUUGUUUUAAUAUGCAUUCAGAUAUUUUUGUUUAGUUUUUAACUCAAAUAUUGUAUCAGGAUUCAUGACUCUGAUGUAUCAGCUCUCUGUCACACAGUAUAUGUUUCCAGUCAGUGUUGUGGUUUGAUUUCUGUUAAUUAUUGGUUAUUAAUGAAACAGACUGAGAGUCUGUAGCUGCCAGUUAGUCAGUCUUAGUGAGUAAAUGUCAACCAACAACAACCAGCUGGAGAAUUUGUGUUGCACGAACGAGAGUUUCCAUUAAUGCCUUUAAGUGAGGGAAGAAGCACUUUUUGUUUACACAACUGUUGUUUUCUAAAUGUCACCAAGACUGCAGAACAAAGCCCAUUUUUAUCCCUUUCACCUUUUGUGGCCUGAUUAACGUCCUUCAUUUUCUUCUUAAAUUCUUGCCAAAUGCAUGUCAACCAUUGAAAGUCAUUACUGUAAACGCAGGUUUUAAUAUGCAUCCCUUUUUGUUUGAUAGCUACAUCUGAAGGAUCUAAUUUGUAUUUGUAUUUUUUUAUUUGUAUUUUGUGUGUGUAUCUUGUUUGGGGUAUGAGGCUAUUUUCAAAAUCAGAAUUUAACUUUUUUUUUUAUUAGUAAUGAGAUUUAACAAAAAGGGAAGAGUUGUUUUCUGUUGUGUUUUACUGUAAAUUCUGUCACACUGGAUGGAAGCUGAACAAGCCAAAGUAAAAAUACUGCUGCAAUCCUUGAAGGAUGUUAAGUGGGGUAUUUAAAAAUGUAUUAAGUGCGUAAUUAUACAACAGUCUGUGCAGUAAAUGCGCUGCCUGAUAACCAGAGUGCAAUAUUAUUUUUCCUGAGCUUAAGAGGUAUAUAUUUUUUUCCAAAAACUUUGCCUUUAUUUGCACUGAUAUGGGAAAUGUAGUUUAAUUCCAAAACUAUGUAAAUUAUUUUUCUUGAAACAGUUGUUUAGUAUUUCACUAACAUCGAAAUACUGUGUAUAUUUCUUUAAUAUAGUAUCUGAUUUUUGGAACGUCACCCUUUAUAUCAUUUUUACAUGAGUUUGAUCUGCUGUAAGAAGCCUUGAGUUUGCAAUAACCUCAAACUUACAACCUUGUUUAAUGAUGGACUGGUUCCACCUGCAGAUUUACACCAAAGGAGGAUUCAACUUGAUCUCAAGUAUUUAAACCUGUUGUAAAAAUUCUAAUGGCUCUCUGACUUUGUCUCAGUUUACAUAACAUUAUUUCUAUUUAGGGGUCAUGACUAUGAAUGAAACUGUUUCAGAAGGAACCACUGUUGUAAACAACUCUUAAUAAAUAAAUGUAGAUUUUCUAAUUA